Molecule: messenger RNA, 2408 nt
Organism: Boleophthalmus pectinirostris (great blue-spotted mudskipper)
Lineage: Eukaryota; Metazoa; Chordata; Actinopteri; Gobiiformes; Gobiidae
Gene: ddx43
Product: DEAD (Asp-Glu-Ala-Asp) box polypeptide 43
Exons: 16
Coding region: 248-2365 (705 amino acids)
Molecular function (GO): ATP binding; RNA binding; RNA helicase activity
Source: RefSeq, a predicted model, not a curated record
GUUCGUAUUAAUUCCACAUGAUCCAGUUUUUUUGUUUGUUUCUUUGUUUGUUUGUUUUUUUUUUUUCGAUCCUGCUGUUUUGUCCGUCACAAAAUCCUAUUCAUAAUAUAGAGUCUGGCUCCAAAUUCAGCCCUGUAACCGUGAGCAUCAGUAGCUUCGGUUGAGUGGCGCUGAACCGUAGACUGUAAAUAUCAAUGCGCGGAACCCUGCCCAUCUCAGGUGCGCUGCAAUCAGAGGCCGCGGAAAGAUGUCUGACUGGGAAGAUGAAUACAACGAACAUGGCGUUGCAAUUCACAAAAACAGGACUAAACCGGCUCCUGCUACGUGGGAUGUUCCACACAAAGGUCGGGAAAGGGAAAACAUUUCUUUUGGCUUUAAAAGUGGCAGGAGAUUUGUUACCCCGAGCGAUGGACGGUCUGAAAGCUACAUUCAUAGUGAUUCCCAAGAGCAAAGGUGGAGAAGUGAGGGGCCUCCGAGGCACGGCCGGGACCAUGGAGCUCCUUCUCGGCGACCGUUCAGAGACGGAGCGGAGUCCAGGACCGUCACUAUUAAUGUGGAUAAUGCUUUGGUCGGCAGAGUCAUCGGACGAGGAGGGAGCAAGAUCCAUGAACUUGAGGAGCGCUCUGGUGCUAGAAUCAAGAUCAAUAAAGGAGACUAUGAAGGUGAAGUGUCCAUAUUUGGCCCUCCCUCUGCCCAACAAAAAGCCAAGGAAAUGAUUGAAGAACUUGUGUCAGAUGGCUUUUCACAGAGGCGCGAUGGAAAUGACUAUGGUGGUGAAGGAGGAGAUGGCUCUGUUUGGUCAAGUUCCCAGUUGAAGUCUGCAGAAGUGGCCCCACCCCGACCACAGAUUGACUGGAACUCCAUUAGAGAAAACAAGGAUAAGUUUGAGGAACUGAAGUGGGAGGGCCUGCCACCAUUAAAAAAAUACUUUUACAAAGAGUGCAAAAGUGUAUCCAUGCUGACAGCUGAAGAAGUCAGCGAGUGGAGGAAGGGCAACAACAAUAUUUUUGUAGAUGAUCUAAAGGAGGAAGGAGAAAAACGUCAGAUUCUUAAUCCCUGCCGUACAUUCCUUGAGGCUUUUGAGCAUUAUCCAGAAAUUAUGGAGAACAUUGAGCGUGUUGGCUUUGUUAAACCGACCCCUAUACAGUCACAGGCAUGGCCUGUGUUGCUAUCUGGAGAAGACCUCAUAGCCAUUGCACAGACAGGAACGGGGAAGACACUGGCAUACCUGCUGCCUGGAUUUAUUCAUAUGGAUGGACAGCCUGUUCCUAAAUCUGAGAGAGGAGGCCCAGGUAUGUUGGUUUUGACUCCCACGAGAGAGUUGGCAUUACAGAUUGAGGCAGAAUGUGGCAAGUAUCAAUACAAGGACUACAAGAGUAUCUGCAUUUAUGGAGGAGGGGACAGACGGGGUCAGAUCAACAUGGUCAAAGCCGGAGUGGAUAUUGUGAUUGCCACACCAGGUCGACUCAAUGAUCUACAAAUGAAUGAACUCAUCAAUCUACGCUCCAUCACUUAUUUGGUUCUUGAUGAAGCAGACCGAAUGUUGGACAUGGGUUUUGAACCACAGAUUAUGAAGAUUAUCCUAGACAUCAGGCCAGAUCGACAGACUGUUAUGACAAGUGCCACCUGGCCCUCUGGAGUUCGACGACUGGCCAAAUCUUAUCUGAAAAAUCCCAUGAUGGUUUAUGUGGGCACACUGGACUUGGCAGCCGUCAACACUGUGAAGCAGAACAUUGUUGUUCUUGCUGAAGAUGAGAAGAAGGCUUUCCUGUUAGAUUUUAUCAGAGACAUGAAGCCAGAUGAUAAAGUCAUUAUUUUCGUUGGCAAAAAGAUCAUUGCAGAUGAUCUGUCGAGUGACAUGUGUCUGAAGGGUCUUGCAGUUCAGAGUCUCCAUGGUGACCGUGAGCAGUGUGACCGUGAAGAGGCACUCAAGGAUUUUAAAAACAGCAGAGUUCGUAUCCUCGUGGCCACUGACCUUGCAUCGCGUGGGUUGGAUGUAACAGACAUCACACAUGUCUUCAACUUUGACUUUCCUCGAAACAUAGAGGAGUAUGUUCAUCGCGUGGGCCGCACAGGCAGAGCUGGGCGGUCAGGUACUGCUGUUACCUUGGUGACCAGAGACAACUGGAGGAUGGCCCCAGAGUUGAUUCACAUUCUCGAGCGAGCUGGGCAGGAGGUCCCUACAGAAUUGGUGCUGAUGGCUGAAAGGUAUGAGAAGCACAAGCGAGAGAGGGAGAUGUUUCCACGAGAGGGACGUGGAGGAGGAAGAGGAGUAGCAGGUGGAGGAAGACGGGGGGGCUGGAGAGACAGAGGAGAGAGGAGAGAUGGAGGUCGCAGAGAUCGGGAACCAAACUGGGGAUUCUGAUUCAUUUUUUUAUACUACAAUUUGCAUUGUUUUAUGUUUGACA